Molecule: messenger RNA, 369 nt
Organism: Lymnaea stagnalis (great pond snail)
Lineage: Eukaryota; Metazoa; Mollusca; Gastropoda; Lymnaeidae
Source: the annotation of a GenBank genome assembly
AUGACGUCACUUGGUGCAGACUGCGACGCAUUUAUACAGCAGAAGCUGAAUGAAUUUCCCUGUUCAUUUAACAUUGGACGAGCAAACUAUCAAAUUUAUGGCAAGCGCGUGGAUAGUAGACGGCUUUGUGAACUCACCUGUGUAAAGAACACCUUGAAGAGAUUUGUCAGUAACGACACACCAGACAGCAAUGACGAUACAUGGGUCCCUCUUGAAUGGGCGCAGAAUUACAGAAUAAAAGCUUACGUGGAGGUAGGAAGGUUUGAAGAGGCAAGAAAACUAAUCGAUGAAAUACUGUACAAAACUGAAGGACAAAACAUCACGACAAUGGCUAAUUUGGCUGUUUUAUAUUUUGUAGAGGGCAAGGUG